AUGAGUGAUAAUCAUCUAAUAGAUGACUCACAACCGGAAUACUUGCUGGACUUGUCUUUAUCUUGGGAGUCUAUCAGCAAAGAGAAGGAAAGGUCAACGCGUAAAGCUAAACAACUAGAAAAGCUGCAUAAAGAGUUGCACCCAUUGAAUAAAGAGUUCGAAGAUGUGCAAUUAACGAGGACAAGGAAUAGCUCAUUUCACAAAAAUAACCAAUUUACUGUUGUUGCUGCAAAAUUUCUCAAUUUGAGCUCCAAAGCUGAGCUCGACCAACUUUAUAGAGAUGGAUACUCAAAACAUGAUAUUGAAAAUAUGCUUGAAAACAAGUAUCAGGAAAAGAAAUUGUUUUUCACUGAUCUUAAUGUGAAACAUCACAGAUUCAGAAGGAAGACAUUUGAAGCUUGGAGAAGCAUGAGCAACUCGCAAAGUGUGAACACAAAUACUUUUACGUCGGAGGAAGAAUUCAUGUCACAAAUAAGCAAACCUCAGCAGUUGCGUCUAAAACAAAUAAAUAAUAAACCACUCAAAGCUUUCAUUACAGUAAAACGAGUUAAUACAAAAAACAAUGAGAUAAUCACCAAACUUUCAGUGGAUGAUACAAAUUCAGGGAAUAAGAGUUCCAGAUCUGACUCUUCUUCUCGCCUGAGAACUAAGUUCCUUAGAACCACCCGUAACGAUAUACCGAACGAAACAAACCUGCUAGGAAUAUCCUCAGAAUAUGAUACAGAUGCUCAGAACAGUAGCUUGUUAAUGUUUAGUGAGAUGCACGAACCACAGAGUAGCACAUUAGAGGUGACAAAAGCAGCAAGUGAUAACCAACCUAUAGUUGCUAAAGAUGACCUUGCGGCUUUGAGUUCACCAACGUUAACAACAGCAGAACCACUAGAGCACGUUGAAGGUGGGUCUAAUAUGUUAAAUGAGGAUUCUCAGAUUCUCAAUACACAGACAGAACUAUUAGAGAUUUUUAGUGAAAAGAAAGAUACAACUUUCAUGUCAUCUGAUCAGACAAAAAAUGAACCAUCAGAAGCAGUGAUUCAACUCCCUUCUUCCCCUGAACAACUUUUUAGUAGUUCUAGCACUCAACACCCCUCCAGGGAUAAUAUCGUGGACGAAAGUAUUACCAGAAUCAUUGGCUCACGAAGGAAUCUUAGACAUAGAACAAUUGUUAAUAAAAAUCCUUAUCUUGUUGACAGGGCUGAAUACUUGGGAUUGUCUACAAAGUAUGAGCUCAUAUAUAUGACUGAAGAAGGAAAAUCUGACGAAGAAAUUUUAUCUUUUUUAGAUUCCAAAUACCAGCAAAGAAGAAAGGAAAGAAAAGAUAAGGAAGUAGGAUUUGGCCCAUACUCGAAAUCAUCUUUUUAUGAUAUCAUGAACGGGAAAAUUCACACUGAUAAUUUACUAGCACCUGGUAAUACAGAUUUAUUGACUGAGUCCUACCAGGCAAUAGGAGAGGACUCAGUCUCGGAUCAUGAAUUUGAGUGGUCAAUGGAUGAGGAAAGCAACCAUUAUAAUGAUACUCUCAAUGAAGAAACUGACGUCAAAAGCAGUAAUUAUUUAUUAGAAGCUUAUGAUUUAGAGAAUGAGCUUGUGGGACUAGAUCAAGAUUUACCGCAAGUAGAUGAAAACGUCUCUCGCUUUAAUAUUAACGAAUUAACGAAAAAAGCUUUGUCCUCAACUUUUGUGGCUGAGAAGAAGAAACGAAAACUUACCUCUGACAAUUUUGCUAAUGCUGCAAAGAGACAAAAAUCAUUGGGAAAUGGCGGUAUGAUACAAAAAUUUGGAGAUGAUACAGACAUAGUGAAGUUACCAUCUCCAAAUUCCACAGCCUUCAAUCCGUAUUCUAUGAACUUUUUAACUUUAUCGGAUGAAGAGACACAAUCUGAGCAAAAACUAACUGACUCUCAACCAAAGAAACAGGUUGCAAAACAGACAAAUCAAGAGAAAACUGGUUCUGAAAUAACCAAUCGGCCAAACCGAGUCAAUGCAACAAGCCUAAUUGGCCUGUCUAACGUUGCAGUGAAUAAAAACUGUUUGGCAGCUGGUGCUGAAAUUCAGUCUAAGCCAGUAAUUUCCUCUUUGGAUAAUGCUACAGAGAUAAAACGUUCGAUGAAAAAUAAACAGAAAAAAAUUAUAGGCAUAACGUAUGCCCCAAUCAGUAAUUCAAACUACGUUUUCAACAGAAUCCCUAAUGCAGGUACCUACCAGGAAGAAGUAGUGAAACCUCAUGUUUUGGACGAUGGGCUCCCGCCGCCCAUAACAACAUUAGAUCUUGGAUUUGCGAGAAAUACCAGUUUGAAUUUGAAAAGAUCUAAAGAUGUUAUCAAUUCCAAUUCUUUUGCGGAAGACAAACCACACAUUUACCGUCUGUGGGAAAAAUACAAAGAACCUAAAGAUUUGAAGAAACAAAGGUAUAAAUUUUUACUCAACUUGAAACCUUUGGAUUAUAAAAGUUUGAAAGCACCUCAAUCAUUUUUGUCUUCUAACUUACUUGCCAAGUCGUUAAGAGAAGAUGCUGAUUUUUAUUGGAAUAAGACGAUAAAGAUUGAUUUCUUAUCAAUGAAGAUGGUUUUUGAAAAACCUUUGAAGGCUGAGGACACUUUAUCAAGGGUAAAAGCUUUUCAUGACAUUUUAUUAGGUGCACUUAAAAGCAAUAGUUUGCACAAGCACCAAAUAAAACAACUGAGGAAAUCACUAAUUCAUUUUCUCAUGUUAAUAACUAAUAUUAAGCAUGAUUGCCCAAGUAUAUUACCUGAAAUUGGAAUGGAGAUGAACUCUUUUCUCAACCGUUAUAAGAAGAACACUAAUAACAAUGAGAUUUUGUUCUGUAUAUUUGCCCCAUAUUAUCUGGUUUAUAUGAGAAUGUUUCAGAAACUCUUGCCUGCUUCCUCUGACUUCAAUAAGAGCUUUAAAAAUACUGCAUUUUGGUUAAGCAAGAAGAUUGUUAGCAAUGUUUGCAGUAUCUCAUUUGAGAAUAUAUUUAUCCACACUAAAAGCAUAUUGAGUGAAUCGCUUUACAUCUUCUUGAAUUGUACAAGUAAUCCUUGGUCUUUUGUGGAGUAUUUACCACAAUCAACAGAAAUUGAUGUGCUGAAUGUUUUGAAUUUUUUAUAUUUCUGCAAUUCUUACAGUCAUGUGGAGAUGGAUUGGGAGUAUUUUACUACUGUUUUAACCGGCUUCUGCGAUUCAAUGGAAAAACAACCAACAGAUUUGAUAUCAAUCAAAUUUAUUUUUGCUUCUAUCUUGAAAAUUAACAGGGAGCUAAAAUGGGACUUAGAGGAUCACCUUCUUAUCAAGAUGUUCAGGCUUUUAGCAGAGUACAAAUUUGAAAACAUAGGAUCGGCAAGUACUGGAAAACCCACAAUAUACCCAAAUAUACCGGCAACGGAUUCCCUCACAGAAGAAGAUGGAUGCUUAGACGUCUAUUUCAAAAUCUUGAAUAUUUAUACCAAACAAUAUUUAUCGGAGAACACGAAAUCAUUGGUUGAAAGAUUGAUACCCAUAAGGUCAACCUCAGGUUAUUCUUCGGUUCAGCUUCAAAAUAGAGCAAAAGUUCUGCUCAUGAUGGUUUACACCUUUGACCAGGACUUAGGCUCUAGUCUAGAAUCCAUCUUAAACGAUAUGGUACGAAAUGGAUCGUUAUUUUCUCUCAAAUCAUCUUUUGCUUUGAUUCGGACUAUUAUACGACAGACCCCGAAAAGGCCUUAUAAUUUAGUUAGAAAAUAUCUCCCCAUGCUAAUUAAAAAAAUAAAUCAUUCAAAGCCAGAUGGUGAAACUUUCAGCAUAUUCAAGGACCUUAUAUUCAGUGUAAAUGAGCUAUUAAAUGGUCAAGAUGUAUCACAUUUGAAAAGGAUGGUAGACUUUCUAGCUAUUAUUUUGACGUUCAAGCACGCUGAUACCGACACAGGCUUUGAAGGUGUGUUCACUAAAUCAUUCAUGGUAUUAUCGCAUCAAUACGAGUUUUUGAAUGGUGUCGAAAUUUCAGAAAGAGAUGAGGUCAGACUUCGGAGAAGUCUUGCAGAGAUAAGUAAGAACGCAAAAUCAAGACUUUUGGAUGAAAACGCAAAAAGCUUUACCAUAAAUAAAUUGUACAUGAAGUUUUGGUUGUAUGCCGUUGCCAAGUCUCGGCAACCUGCCAUUCAGUUGCUAUAUACGGAGUGGAAUUAUUUUGGUUCGGAGCAAUUACGGAAUAAAUACGAGCUAGCAUUUUUUACUUAUCUGGUGCAAUUGUUUGAAGUAUCUAACAUUAAAGAAGAAAUUCUGAACAUUUUUUUUAAGCAUCUUGCUUUCAUUUUCACAGAUUUAUCAAAUUUAUUUCAGGGCAUAGUAAAGCAAAAAUUGCUUUUGGUUAAAAAACAUGGGCUUCAAAGCUUCACCUCACAAUCCUUUCAAUAUAGGCGAAUUGAGUUAACCAUUAUAUGCCUAUCUUCUCUUUUCAGGGAAAAAGAUGAAAAAAUGAUUUAUCAAGUACUUAAGUCAUUCAUUGUGUCACUAAAAAGCCAACUAGUAAAUCAUGAGGCGAGAAAUUACAUCAAAGAAGUUGGACUUUACUUAUACACAGUGGCCAAUGAUAAAUAUGACAUUCCUGAAUGGGACUAUUUGGUCAGUAAGUUAAAGCUAGAAGCGGUCGAGGGAUCGCUUCCCAAGAAAAUACAGUUUGUGGAAACUGUAGAAGACACAAUCUUUCUUCUUCAAAAAAUAUAUAUCGCCUCCAUUGCCGGUAAUACCUACGCUGAUUUUCAAAAUCAAAUGACACAGUACUCAAAAAUGCAAGUAUCCAGAGCUAAUUUAUUAACUUCUUUUUGCGGUAUAAUCUCCUUUCAUGUGGAAUGCAUAUUACAAUCAAAGAGUGAUCAUUGGAUGUAUUUAAAUCAUUGGAUGGAUAUUUUCAGUUCUCAUGUGGUACGUCAAACGUACAAGCAGGAUAUGGGUCAAAUAUGCAAAGUAUUCCGUAUACUAUCUAAGCUAAACACUAUGUUUGCAACUGCCUAUAAUUACCGAUACUAUUACUACAAAACUUUGCAACAGUUGUAUACAUUGUUGAAAUGGUCUUUGAGAAUGUUUAUGGGUUUUGAUGAUUCAAAAUUGUUUAUUGAAAACUUUUGGAUUUUUGCCGGCAUGGACCCAAUUGUUGUUAACCCAUUAACAUCCUUCUCUGUGUUGCCCCUGAUAGAUAACGAGUUACUGCUAAAACUUAAAAAUUUGUAUCAAACUUCAGACACUAUUUUACAGGGGAAAGCAGUAAACCAGUCCACCGAGAAGGAUCUAUAUUUGCUUGAAAACGAAUUGAAGAGCCAGCGUAGUUUGUUGGUCAAAAACUGGAAACUCCCCAUUAUCGGAGAUAUGGUUUCAGCUGAGCCCACUGAUGGGGGAACGCGAACUUGA
Molecule: messenger RNA, 5379 nt
Organism: Pichia membranifaciens NRRL Y-2026
Lineage: Eukaryota; Fungi; Ascomycota; Pichiomycetes; Pichiales; Pichiaceae
Exons: 1
Coding region: 1-5379 (1792 amino acids)
Source: RefSeq, a predicted model, not a curated record